GCCAUCAUUCUGCAUUACAGAAUAGUUUGUUUAUAGUUGAUGAAGCGGAAGAUCUCUUGACACACGCAUGGUCGUCAAGGCAUCGACGACGUCAAUUUUGCGUAUCAAAGAUGUGCAUGAAGAAUCUUCACUUGACUAAUUCUUGACGUAUUUAAAAUUGGAAAGAUUUCCAAAACAAAUAGAGACAGCUGAAAACAAUAUCUGAAAUUCUGGGUGCUUUCCGAGGAACUUCCUGGGAGGCCAGAAAUCAUUUUCAUGAAUUUCCAGAGAAAUUGCUGAAGGAAACGCAAGCUGUCCAUCAAUAGAAUGGACGCCAUGGCCUUAAACACGGUGUUGCCUGAUGGACUCUAUGACCUUGGGUCUCAAGGAUAUCACACCUAUCCCCCGGGAUCAACUCUGUGGUCCCCAAGAGUGGAUUCCUACCCUCAACAAGACUUGCCUCACCACCCUCGACAUUCUGAGACCAGGGAUAUACCCGGAGAACGAGCUCCAGAAGUUCCUGACCACGCAACAGAAUGGCCUGAGGAAGAAGAUGACCUGGGUGAACGUCCGCCUGACCGCCACGCUGACCAGUCCCAGAAACAAUCCCAGGUUGUCGGAGAACUACGAGCGGGCCGAGGGUGUGUGUCUACCCCGAUGUGUUUUGUAUACUCAUUACCUGGACUUCUGCAAGAAGAUGAAGUUUACCCCCGCGGGUGCUGCAACGUUCGGGAAGAUUAUACGUCAAAAGUUUCCGAAACUAACAACUCGGAGACUUGGAACCCGUGGGCAAUCAAAAUAUCAUUAUUACGGCAUCGGAAUCAAGGAGACGUCAAUAUAUUACCAUUCUGUGUAUUCUGGGAAAGGACUUACAAGAUUCUCGGGGAUCAAGAUUAAGACAGAGGGGUCAAACCGGAAAUACUCUCUCAGUUCCAAGACAGGAACAUUACUCCCUGACUUCCCGGAUGCCAAUAACCUUAUACUCCCUGAUGACAUCGACAGAGAAAAGAUGGAGACGUUCAUCAUGAUGUAUCGGACUCACUGCCAACGUAUCCUGGACACAGUAAUUAGUGCUAACUUUGAUGAGGUUCAGAAUUUUCUGCUGCAUUUUUGGCAAGGAAUGCCCGAGCACCUGGUCGAGGUUCUAAAAGCGGAAGUACUUGCUGACGUCAUAGCGUUGUGUGACUCCAUCCUGUAUAAGGUGCUUGUCGACGUGCUCAUCCCAUCCUCCAUACAAGAUCUACCUGACAGUCUAGGAUCAGAAAUCAAGGUGUUCGUUAAACGUCUCCCUGUUUGGUUGGAGUCUUCGCUGGAGAAUGCCCCCAAGGACAUUCAAGACAGAAAACAAGAAGUGGCACGUGGCUUUGUGUUGAGCGUCCGGAGACAGGUCUCGUUUGUUCACCUUGCGCAGACAGCCAGGUCGGUGCUGGUGAACCACGACUGUGUCUGUGUGAUGCAGGAAGACCUCACAGACAUUGACAUUGAUGAACUAUGCUGUCAAGUUGGCUACCACGACCCCGAGAAUGCGCAUGCGUACAGGGACGCUAUCUUAGAAUAUUUUGACGAGUUUCAAAACCUCCUUGGGAAGCAGGCACCAAUAGAGGCGUACACAGAGUGGAUGGACAAUAUCAUUGACAAAUGUGUUCUUCAGCCGUGUCGAGAGAAGAAAUGUGCCUUGGAAUUGGUCAGCUCCGAAUUCCUGCUGCACUGGGCGCUGAUUGGAUCCCUUGUGAUGAGAGAUCUCACCCUUAAUAGUGCUUCCAGCUUUGGAUCGUUCCACCUCAUCCACAUGAUGCUGGACGAGUAUGUUUUCCUCGUGAUGGAGACACAGAACGAGAUGACACGUGAUGCGCAGUUACAAAAAAAUGUGCAGAAACAUAUGAAGAAUGCUGAAGAGAUAAAGAUGCACGCCAAAGUGAGGACAUCGGCAAACAAAUCCCAGAAUUCUCCAAAGAGCCGGAAACGGAAACACACUGAGGAUCACUAUGACAGCAACAGCGAUGAACAUGAAACUAACCCAAUCACAGACGAGAACCGCCCAUCACAUCACCACAUCGGUAGUUACGAGCCGCUAAACGGUACAGCAUUCUCCAGGCCUACCCCUUCAGCUGUUUCAAGGGAUUCGUCCUUCACCUUGCAUGAAGAUGCCACACGUGGGAAUUUCAAUCACGCAUCAUUGCCUCUCUCUCCUAUUAAGCAUUAUUCUUCAUUUAAUGGAAGUACGUACGACCGCCCGUCAUACUUGCCUCAGUUUGGUCUCAACUCUUACAGCGAUUACGUCACACAUAACAAUGCAUUUACGUCAUCACGGGUCCAGACGUAUCCAGACUCUCAUGCGCAUGCUCAGACAUUUCCCUCUGUGCCAAUGACAUCAGGUUUGGCUCACAGCCCGGGUUCCUAUUGGUCAGAAGGUCGAACACAUCCGGCCUUCACCACUGACCCCUACAGUCAGUACAACUACAAUAACAUAGCUCCACCAUACGACAGCUACAAAAAAGGUUCGUUUAUACGAGGUAGCGUUUACCAGGAGUCAUUGAACAGGUCGGCCUUUGACUCGGCGAGAGGGUACUACUCAAGACCACAAGAUAACUUUCAAGUAGCCUCUUCACUACCCGUGGGGUCUUAUGGCGGCAACUUCAUGGAGAUCGCCCCUACAGGGGGCCAGUACGGCAGGCAGGAAAACGUGGUCUACCAGGACGACAUGUACUCCACCGGCACGGGCUUCACCAGCUUCGGCAAAACCUACCUCACAGCGGCGCCAUUCAGAUAGUGCGUGGACAGACACGGUGGUGUGUCUGGACCGCGGGUGUUGACAGUUCAGAUAGUGCGCGGAUAGUUAAGAUGGUGUGUCUGGACCGCGGGUGUUGACAGUUCAGAUAGUGCACGGAUAGUUAGGAUGGCGUGUACUUACACCUCACAUGUUCACAUGUGUGGAUAGGCGAUGCGUCGUGUCAAGACGACGGGUGCUGACAGUUUGGAAUAGUGUGUGGACAGUUUACAUGGCGUGUAUACACGGCGUGUUGACAAAUGAGAACUGAGAAUAUUGUGUCGACAGACGCAGGGGCAUGUCCAGACCGCAGCAGCUGAGUUUGGGUGUCUAGGUGGCAGGUGUUGACAGACAAAAAUGGUGCAUGGACAAUUAAAAUGGGUUCCCUUCACAGAAGAUGUUGACAAAUGAGACUGGAGAAUACUGUGUGGACAGACGCAGGGGCGUCUCUAGUUCUCUGCAGUUGAGUUUGGUUGUCUUGACCGCAGGUGUUGACAGUUGAAAAUGGUGCGUGGACAAUCAUCUACACUGCACAUGUUGACACUUCAGAAUAGUGCGUGGACAGGCGGAGUAGUGUGUCUCAACCCCAGAUGUUGACAGUAGAGAAACGUUCGUGUGUGACUCGAGUCCUCACGAUGCCAUGUGGUGUGAUGUUGACACUUGAGAAUAGUUUAUGGACAGACGGAGUAGUGUGUCUCAACCCCAAAUGUUGACAGUUGAAAAACGCUCGUGUAAGUAGAUGAGACUCGAGUCUCCACGGUGUGGUGUGGUGUGAUGUUGACAGUUGAGAAUAGUUUAUGGACACACGGAGUGGUGUGUCAAGAAGUCAAAUGUUGACACAACUCUUGACUCUACGUAUUGACAUGAGUCUAGCCUACAGGUGUGAAACCGUGCAGGACUCAUGUCUUGACAACAUGUGUGGAACCGUGCAUGACACGUCUUGACAACAGGUGUGAAACCGUGCAGGACCCAUGUCUUGAAAACAGGUGUGGAACCAUGCAGGACCCAUGUCUUGAUAACAGGUGUGAAACCGUGCAGGACCCAUGUCUUGACAACAUGUGUGGAACCGUGCAGGGCUCAUGUCUUGACAACAGGUGUGAAACCGUGCAGGACCCAUGUCUUGACAACAGGUGUGGAACCGUGCAGGACUCAUGUCUUGACAACAACCGUAUUGACAUUUGUGAAGGCGCAAGUCAGGGUAGUGUUGGUCUGCUAUUCCUAGACCGUACACAUGUUGGUGCCACCUAGACAGGUGUAAAAUUUUGUGACAUUGUACGUCCGUUCUGGCAGUGAGGAUUCUCACAGUGUUGUUAUUACGACAACAUGAUCAGACGCUCUCUAACCCUCUUUCAUCACUGAUGCUCAUGCUGUUGAUCACUGGAUUCUCUGGUCCAGACUCGAUUAUUUACAGACCGCCGACAUACAGCUGGAAUAUUGCUGAGUGCGGCGUUAAACAACAAACAGUCAAUCUUACAUCACUGGUACCCCAACGCACACUGGUACCCCACCGCACACUGGUAUUCCCGCUCGGCUGAAUGGUAACAAUACAGUCACGGAGAGAGUUGAGUAACUUGAGUUCCCACCUAGGCUCGAUCGUAGGCUAAUUGUAGCGCAAACAGGGU
Messenger RNA from Haliotis rubra (blacklip abalone), 4368 nucleotides. Its product is annotated as DNA-binding protein RFX6-like. The record is from RefSeq and is a predicted model, not a curated record. NCBI's taxonomy places the organism in Eukaryota, Metazoa, Mollusca, Gastropoda, Lepetellida, Haliotidae. The coding region runs from base 341 to 2749 and encodes 802 amino acids. Gene Ontology annotation, molecular function: DNA-binding transcription factor activity, RNA polymerase II-specific; RNA polymerase II cis-regulatory region sequence-specific DNA binding. The transcript is spliced from 19 exons. Gene Ontology annotation, biological process: regulation of transcription by RNA polymerase II.